AUGGCCGUCCCAACUUCACAUCUGCCACGAACUCUCUGGAUCCCUCCAGACAAAGAAGCAACCAAUCUUGACAAAUUUCGACACUGGGUGAAUGCGAAACACAAAUUGGCCUUGAUGGAUUACAAUGAGCUUCAUCAAUGGUCCACAAGCAGAGAGUCGGCCGAGAACUUCUGGAUUGACCUCUUCGAAUUCGAGAAGCUCAAUCCAAGGGUCGUCCCGGAACGGGCUUUCGCCAGCAAGGGCUUAUCUAUGUUUCCACCUCCUCAGUUCUUUCCAGACAUUACCUUGAACUUCACCGAACACAUUUUCCAGAACAGAGCACCAGGACAAGUUGCCCUCUAUGCUUGUAGCGAAGGUCUGGCUGAAAUCACUGAGAUUGAUUGGGAUGAUCUAUAUACCCGCACAAAGACCUUCGCAGAUGCUUUGCGCAACAGCGGUUUGAAGAAGGGCGACCGAGUGGCUGCUGUAAUCUCGAAUUGCGUGGAGACAAUCGUGGCUUGUCUCGCCGUUCUUUCGAUCGGUGCCAUUUUCUCAACAUCAUCUCCCGACAUGGGCGUCUCCGGCAUCAUGGAAUGUCUAGCACAGAUCGAGCCCAGAUUCACCAUCAUUGAGAGCUCGGUACGAUACAAUGGGAAGACUCGUACAUUGAUGGACAAGGCUGAAGCAUGCCUCGAUGGUCUACGUCAAAUUGCUGGCUUCCAGGAGAUGAUUUUGAUCCAGAGACAAGGAUUCUCGUCACCACCAUCCUCUACGGUGACUUGGGAACAGUUCAACACUCGCGCGACGGGGCGAGACUUGACUUAUGAGCAAGUCCCUUUCAAUCACCCCGGCUUUAUCGUCUACUCGUCAGGAACUACGGGCACACCGAAAUGCAUUGUUCAUAGUGCAGCGGGCGUUUUGAUGAAGAUCAAAAAAGACUAUAUGCUGAAUCUUGAUGUUCGUCAAGGAGACACAAUCUAUCAGUAUACCACGACAGGUUGGGUGAUGUGGUUGAUGGUGCUAUGCAGCUUAUCAUACGGGGGCAAGACUGUCCUCUACGACGGAUCUCCAUUAAUUCCCGACAUUAUGGUGACACUGCGAAUGGUCGAGAAGCUAAAAAUAACAUUGUUUGGCACUUCAGCGAGAUUCUUAUCAGACCUCAUGCUAUCCGAGAUAAAGCCUCGUAGGUUAGUCGACCUUUCAUCACUACGCACCGUUUCAUCUACAGGUUCUGUUCUACAGCCGGAUGUAUGUGAAUGGUUUCACGAUCGUGGGUUCCCCUCUAAAGUUCAUCUCGUAUCUGGGAGUGGUGGAACAGAUCUAGCUGGCUCCUUGGUAAAUGGAGAUCCAACGUCCCCUGAAUACGCUGGCGAGAUACAGAGGCCGGCUCUUGGGAUGGCGAUCGAUAUUCUCGACUCGGAGAGCGACAAACCAAUUUCGGUAGCUCAGAAGGGACAACCCGGUGAGCUUGUAUGUCGUAUGCCAUUCCCGAGUCAGCCUGUCAAAUUCUGGGGCAGUGAUGGCAAUAAACGUUAUGAGGACUCAUAUUUCUCACGUUACGGCCGAGGUAUUUGGCACCAAGGAGACUUUGUCUCUAUGUCCCCAAUCACAGGUGGAUUCACUAUGUUGGGCAGGUCAGAUGGUGUUCUAAAUCCUUCGGGGGUUCGAUUUGGUUCUGCAGAGAUCUGUAACGCUAUAUCUGGCAUGCCCGAGUUCGAAGAGACGAUCUGUGUUGGUCAACGUCGGCCUACUGAUCACGACGAGACCGUGUUGCUAUUUGUCAAGAUGAAAAAUGGGCAAGCACUAACCGGGGCCCUCAUUGCCAAAACAAAGAGUCGGAUUCAAGCUGCAUUGACACCGCGUCAUGUGCCCAAGCAUAUCUUUGAAGUGCCGGAAAUACCAUAUACCAUCAAUGGAAAGAAGAUCGAGUUAGUGGUGAAGCAGAUCGUCUCGGGACGCAAGGUCAUUCCUUCUGGGGCGGUCGCAAAUCCAGGCAGUCUCAAAUUCUACGAGAGAUUCGUGGACCUCAAGGCGCUCACAAAAUCCGAGAGGCUUUCAAGCGCAAAGAUAUAG
Messenger RNA from Cladophialophora psammophila CBS 110553, 2052 nucleotides. RefSeq names its product acetoacetate-CoA ligase. Gene Ontology annotation, molecular function: acetoacetate-CoA ligase activity. Gene Ontology annotation, cellular component: cytosol. The transcript has 9 exons. Bases 1 to 2052 code for a protein of 683 amino acids. Gene Ontology annotation, biological process: lipid metabolic process. The record is from RefSeq and is a predicted model, not a curated record. NCBI's taxonomy places the organism in Eukaryota, Fungi, Ascomycota, Eurotiomycetes, Chaetothyriales, Herpotrichiellaceae.